Rhipicephalus sanguineus (brown dog tick) is the source of this 902-nucleotide messenger RNA. Its product is annotated as protein YIPF5. The coding region runs from base 59 to 844 and encodes 261 amino acids. Gene Ontology annotation, cellular component: membrane; trans-Golgi network. Gene Ontology annotation, biological process: vesicle fusion with Golgi apparatus; endoplasmic reticulum to Golgi vesicle-mediated transport. The record is from RefSeq and is a predicted model, not a curated record. The transcript has a single exon. Lineage: Eukaryota; Metazoa; Arthropoda; Arachnida; Ixodida; Ixodidae.
CGCUUCCGCUUCCGGAAUGUGACGCUGUCCGCAAAUCAAUGUACGCACAGCGGGCAUCAUGUCAAACUAUGGUCAAAACCAGGAUUAUUAUUAUGACUGGAAUAACCCACCGCCAGUUCAGCAAGGCUACGUUUACGACACAGGUUCCCAACAUGACUUCGGAGCUCAGCAGCAGUUUGCGACCUUCGAUUACACAGCACCCGGCGGAGGAGUGAACGCGGGCUACGGCGACCCAUCGAGCUACGUGGGAUCCGGUGGCUCGCCAUACACCGGUAGCAUCCUGACGCCAGAUUCCAGCUUGGGAUCAUACGGAACAGAUGACGACUUCGAAAACGAACCGCCACUUCUAGAAGAGCUGGGCAUUAACUUUGACCACAUACUGCAGAAGACAGUAGCAGUGCUGAACCCCAUGAAGGACCCAGACGCGGCCAUACUGCAAGAAUCUGACCUGGCAGGACCUUUAGUAUUUUGCCUGGCGUUCGGAGGAUUCUUGCUGCUCACGGGCAAGGUGCACUUCGGCUACAUCUAUGGCAUCGGUGUGCUCGGAUGCUUAGCCAUGUACUCGCUACUGAACUUGAUGAGUGCGUCCGGCAUUUCGGUCGGCUGCACGGUCAGCGUGUUGGGCUACUGCUUGCUCCCCAUGGUCCUGCUGUCGGGCUUGUCGAUCCUGUUCUCGCUGAAGGGCAGCCUGGGUACCGCCGUCGCGCUCGCAGUCGUCGUUUGGUGCGCGCUGUCUGCCUCCAAGCUGUUCGUCACAGCGCUGAGCAUGGUGCAUCAGCAGCCACUCGUCCUCUACCCCUGCGCCCUUGUGUAUGGAGUGUUUGCGUUGCUCACCAUAUUCUAGCACGCACAACUUUGUCCUGUUCUUGUCUUUGAGUGAAUAAAACGCCCGCGCUCUUCCA